Molecule: messenger RNA, 4728 nt
Organism: Labrus mixtus (cuckoo wrasse)
Lineage: Eukaryota; Metazoa; Chordata; Actinopteri; Labriformes; Labridae
Product: catenin delta-1-like
Exons: 22
Coding region: 283-3099 (938 amino acids)
Biological process (GO): cell-cell adhesion; cell-cell junction assembly
Cellular component (GO): nucleus; plasma membrane; adherens junction
Molecular function (GO): cadherin binding
Source: RefSeq, a predicted model, not a curated record
GAUAGAAAUCUCGGUGAUGUCGCUUCGUCUUUAACAAGCUUGACCCAGAAGCCCAGCACCCAAGGAAGGAGGGGAAAAGAGGGGAGAAAAAAAAACCCCACUUAUAGCAGGAAUAGUCUGAAGGGGGACAGGGCAGCAUUUCAACGAGCAAGUUCAGUCCUUCCUUCUUCUGGGCUUGGUGGUUCUGUGACCUUUUUACCCAUGAGCAACUAGAGCUCAACCUCUGACCUUGGCGUGAUCUCUCACCUCUACUACCAAACCACGCUCACAGGUGAAGUGUGUAUGGAGCAGUGUGAGAGCGCAGCGGCUCUGCUGGAGUCGGUCAGGGAGCAGGAGGUGCAGUUUGAACAGCUGACCAGGGCGUUGGAGGAGGAGAGGAGGUGGGUGGGCCUCCCCGCCACCAGCCCCUCGACCCUGGGUCGCCCCCUCCCUCAUACACAGAACGGGCGUUUGGGGGAUGCUGACAUAGAACGACUGAAACUAACUGACGCAUACAUAAACGGCACACAGUACAGAAUGGUGGACCCUGCACACGGCGCUCUAGAUGAGAGCUACACACCAGAGGACGACUCCCAGGAAGUGCACUCAGUCUUUUCUGAAGAGGGAACCACAAGGCGCCAAGACAAUGGUAUGAAGAAACCAAUCACACGCACAGUCCUGCCCUCUGACUCCAUGUCCAUCGAUGGGGGGUUGUCAGUGUCCGGUAUGGGUCCCUACAGUGCCACACUAGACCGUCCUUACAGGCAGCCUGUAGCAGGAGACUACCCAACUGCCACGGUGCCCAGAAACUACCACUAUGGCCCUGUACCAGGUUAUGAUGAUUACCGCGGAGGCCCUCCAUCGGAGGCAUAUACCAGCUUGAGCAGAGGCUCACACAUGGACGACCGCUACAGGCCAGCGGAUGGCUACAGGACCCUUGACUCGGGCUACAGGGCCCCAAGCCGCCAGCAGCUGGACCCGUAUGCAGCCCAGCCCCAGGUCAGCCGAGGAAUGAGAGCCCUGGGCUCAGCAAUGGAAAUGCGUUAUGGCCAUGGUCACUAUGGACUGGAGGAUGACCAGCGUAGUGUGGGAUAUGAUGACUACGGCAUGGGGCCUCCACCCAUGCACCCUGGUGGCUACGGCACCAUGCCCCGUUUAGGGCCCGGCCCUGGGGGUAUGGACAGACGAAGACUCAGGAGCUGUGAGGAUACUUUAGAUGGGGACAUGGGAGGAGUUGACCCUUAUACCUGGGCUGUUCCCAUGACGAUGGAGAGGGGUAGCAUGGCGUCACUGGACAGCACACUGAGGAAGGCUCCUCCUGGUUCAUGGAGACAGCCGGAGCUACCGGAGGUCAUUGCCAUGUUGAGCUACCGCCUGGACCCAGUCAAGACAAACGCCGCUGCAUUCCUGCAGCAUCUCACGUUCAAAAAUGAUAAGGUUAAGUCAGAGGUGCGUCGCUUAAAGGGCAUUCCAGCCCUUGUGUCACUGCUGGACCAUCCCAGCAAGGACGUGCACCACUCGGCCUGUGGAGCACUCAAGAACAUUUCAUAUGGGCGAGACCACGACAACAAGAUCGCCAUCAAGAACUGUGAUGGAGUCCCCGGUCUUGUCAGAUUACUGAGAAAAACCCGUGACCAGGACCUGACUGACACUAUAACAGGCACCCUGUGGAAUCUUUCAUCCCACGACUCGGUGAAGAUGGAAAUUGUUGACCAUGCCAUGCACGCCCUGGCUGACGAGGUGGUUGUCCCGCACUCUGGCUGGGAGCGAGGGAGCAACGGAGCAGGAGAGGAGAGCUGCAAACCACGCCAUCUGGAGUGGGAGACCGCCUUGACCAACACUGCUGGCUGCCUUAGGAAUGUGAGUUCGGAACGCAGCGAGGCCAGGCGAAAGCUGAGAGAAUGCACAGGAUUAGUGGAUUCACUCAUGUAUAUUGUCCAAUCACAGAUCAACCGCAAAGAUGUGGAUAACAAGCUAGUGGAGAACUGUGUCUGCCUCCUGAGGAAUCUCUCUUAUCACGUUCACCGCGAAGUUCCAGGCUGUGAGCGUUACGUAGAGGCCCUGCCCCUCAACCAGGGACCCGUCCCUGCUAACAAGGGUGGCUGCUUUGGUUCUCGGAAGGGCAAAGAUGAGUGGUUUUCCAAAGGGAAAAAGGACGGAGAUGACGGAAGCGGAGACCAGGUGGACAUCCCGAAGAGAACAACACCCGCCAAAGGCUACGAGCUGUUGUUCCAGCCAGAGGUGGUUCGUGUUUACACUUCGCUGCUCAGAGAGAGCAAAAACCCCUCAGUUCUGGAGGCUGCUGCUGGUGCCAUCCAGAACCUGUGUGCUGGCCGAUGGACUUAUGGUCGCUAUAUUCGGGCCACUGUGCGUCUGGAAAAGGGUCUUCCAAUGAUGGCAGAGCUGCUGGCUCAUGUCAAUGACCGCGUGGUUCGGGCUAUGUCUGGAGCUUUGAGGAACCUCGCCAUAGACAACCGUAACUGUGAACUGCUUGGUUUGCAUGCAGUACCUCACCUUGUGGCCAACCUACCUGGAGGCCAGAGUCAAUCUGGGCGCGCCCUGUCAGAGGAGACAGUAGUGUCUGUACUGAGCACGCUCGCUGAGGUCUUGGGCAACAGUCUGGAGGCAGCAAAGACCCUUCGAGCGUCGCAGGGCAUUGAGAGGCUGGUGCUCAUCAACAAAGACGGCAAGCGCUCAGAGCGUGAGGUGCGGGGGGCCGGCCAGGUGCUGCAGCUCGUCUGGGCCCACAAAGAGCUGCGUCGGCCUCUUGAGAAGGACGGCUGGAAGAAGACUGACUUCAUAGUCACGUUCAACCACAACACCGCCACCACCAACGGUCCAAACACCCGGGUUAACGGCACCUAUGAAGACAGCACCACGCCAUUGUUAGACAGAGGGGAAAAGAGGGACAUGAUUCCACUAAACGACCUUGGCCCUGAGGCCUACUCUACACUGGAUCAGAGGGAGAGGAGACACACUCUAGAUGAAACCACAGACACUUUACCGCGAGGGGUGUAUGGGGGCAGAAAAGGCUCCUUGCCCCUCUUGGACUCCUACGAUGAAAAACUGAUAGUGUGCAUCACCCAGACUGGGCCGUCCCUGCCUUACCACUGCUACUGAGGAGAGAAGAACCAGAUGCACAGACUCUCUCCCCCUUGUCCCCUCCUCCCCUCCCCUCCCCUCCUUUCCUCUUUUUCUCUACCAACACACAGAUGGGAUUAGAAGAUGAGGGUUGGCAUCCAAAGAAAGUGGCUGUCUUGCAGCCUUGUCAUGCAACACAGCCACUUAGUUACAGACACACAGACACACCUAUUUUACAAAUUCAUUCAAUUGUAGCAACAGAAAUAUAUUCAGUUUUUUAAAUUAUACUUCUUCUGUAAAGGCUAUUAUCUUUGUUGACAAUCAUUUUAACUGGUGUUGUAAUCCUGCUUGAUUCUAUUUUUUUUUUCUGGCUAAAUCAUUUUGGUCAAAAAAAAGUUUUGCCAACACCCACAUCCCAAUGACGAAUUUGUACGUAGACUUCUAAGUAGGGUAUAUACUGUAUAUAAAAAGAAAAUGGGAUGACUGCAUUAGUUUUGGCUCAUUAAUUUAAAUCGUCCCGUUACUGGGAUCAUUGGGAGGUUGGGACGGAGUGACAGAUCGCCCUGUAGAGCAAGAAUGUUGUUUAUAGAGGAGUUAUUUUCCUGUCUAGAGUUAUUUUCUCUUGGUUGGGACCAGCACAGGUGUAGACAAGAAAGGGCAGGUGUGUGUAUAUUUGUCAUACAGUAAACCUGUGGCCGACUGUGUGUGUGUGUGUGUGUGUGUGUGUGUGAUAAAUGGAUACGGACCUUGGAGUGAGUGUGUGUUUUUGUGCGAGUGACGGACCAGACCUAUAAGACCACAUGUUGAUAAUUUCAUGCAUUUAUGUUGUUUUUUUUAAACUCAUGUCUCCUGUGACAAAGCAUUGUCAUUGUUUUUUUGUUUUUUUGUGUAAUGACUGCCUCUGUUUAGUGUUUGAUACUUUAAUUUCCAACUUUGUGUCUGCUUCCCCGAAAGUAAGCUCUGACAGCCUCAGCGUCUUUAACCCGUUAGAUCGCAUUGAAUGUGGGCCUGACUGGUGAAGCAGGGCACCAAACCAUUACUAAACCACAAAACUCCACUUUAGUUUUCAUUCCUAGCUCUACUCUGUCAGACUUUAAAACUACUAUAUGCUUUUUAUUUAGACAAAGUAACACUUUAGGAUUAUCUCUUUGAAAUGAUUAUCCCUGCUUUAACUCUAAAGUUUAAAUAAACACUACUGGUAGUUCUUAUUGGCCUUUGUGGUGUGCUGUUUUAUAAAUAGACCCUUUACAAAAUGGCAGGCUUUUAUCCUCAGAGCAGACUCGAGUUUUAACAGAUACUGACUUGUAAUUUAAUUUGGGAGAUGGACAAAAACACAUAAUUGUCUAUUUUUUUUUAUUUUUCACUUUGUGUCUGGAUUGUUUGUUUUUAUUUCAGGAUUUAAGGAGCGGGGGUUGAGAGCAUUAUGCAAUUUGUUUAACUUUUUUAGUCCCAGUUUUACUGUUCUAGUUGUUUUUAAGGCAAAAGAGACCAAUCAUCUUUGUUUUUUUUUUUACUCUCCGCACAGUAUAUUUGUAAUGUUGCCUAUCCAUGUACAAUUAUGAUGUACCAUUCAUACCUGCCUUGGCUCUGAGAAGUUGCUUUUUUCAGUAAAGUAUGUAUCUGGUAAUACUGUUGUUUUUAUAAAUAAAGAUCUUUUCUUAGACCAGA